Molecule: messenger RNA, 1419 nt
Organism: Malassezia vespertilionis
Lineage: Eukaryota; Fungi; Basidiomycota; Malasseziomycetes; Malasseziales; Malasseziaceae
Exons: 1
Coding region: 1-1419 (472 amino acids)
Source: RefSeq, a predicted model, not a curated record
AUGGCCCCUGUCUGUGCGGUAUGUAGCCAAGACACGGUACAGGGGGCCGCAAAAAAAGGUGCAGAUGUAUGCACAGUAUGCAAGGCACUUGCAAUCAAUGAGGAACUUGAUGCGCCGUACGAUGCAGCUGCGACAGCUGCGCCGCCGUUCCCUACAGACGCAGAACGCCGCCUGCGCCACCACGUCUACGAUGCAGCAAGCGCCAAACUCGCAGGAGUGCGCCGGCAACAGGUUAGGGUAGUAUCUAUGAUGCACAGUGCCGCUUUGCGACUUGGGUAUGCGUACGCAGCAGAGCAGGCGUCUGCAUUAUUUCGGCACGCUCAAGAAUCGCUGCCUGCUCCGAUGCCUUGGGCUGCUGUCGGUGCCGCUGCGCUGUACGUGGUGCUACGCAAAGACGCGCGCAUUGUAGAUGUUGAUGCGGUCGCGAUUGCAUCGGAGGUUCCUGUGUCGCGCUUAGUACACACACUGCAGAUGCUUCGUACGAUCCCAGUGGCGUCGUUUGCUGGGAUAGUGAUAAACGACCCUGCGCUCUACCUUGGCACACAGCUGGCAUCGUUGCAGGACGCACUUGGGAAGUCGCCACGAGCCAUACCAGAAGCGCAUGCGAUCUGUGCCUUGGAUCCACAGCGGGUCGAGCACAUUGCGCUAGACCUCGCAAGAAUGUGCACUGCGUACCAACUUGCCUACCUCGAUCCCCAGCCAUUUGCCUAUGCGAUCCUGUUGCACGCCCUCGAAGGCACAGUAAAGGUUUCACUUCCAGUGCGUGCGCUUGCGGAGCUUGGGCCUUCGUGCAUCGAGCGCCGUAUCUCGGGGCAAUGUCUCGCUGCGCCGCCCUCCGGCAGUGUCUCGACGAUCCUUGCGCGCUACGCAGAAACGCAAAAAAUGCUCGCCGAGCAUGUGGCAUCACUGCCGUGGGUUGCAAACCGCGCUGUCCAGAAACGCGAGCGCGAUCGGACGCGCGGAAAGGCAUCGGUACGGCGAAGUGUAUCAAGACAAGAGGUAGCCUACUAUCUACAGGACGCGCUCGCAGUAUGGUCGCGUGCGCCGACAGUAGCCGGCGAACAGUGCUGGACACGGCGGUUUAAGUCGCAGAAAAUGCGCAUACGCACGUCUGCAAAGCCAGCGCCGUACCCGUCGUAUGCGGAACGCAUGCAGCUCACGGCUGCAGACAUUGAUACCCUUAGUGACACAGAAAUUGACGCGCGCCUGUUUGCGCCGCAGGAGCUCGAGAUGUACAUGCGCAGCGACACGGAGCGCGCGAUGAUCAGCACGCUCAAAGGAUGGGACGAGUCGGCCAGGCCAAGCGCGCGGAAACCUCCUCCAUCCCCACCACACAAAAUACGCAUUCGCGACGUGCCGCGCGAGUUAUUUACCCCGCUGGAUCUCGCAGCGCAGACGGAAGAGAACGAGUGGGACUAG